AGUCUAUACGCGAGCGCCGGCUGUUUCAGUGCGCUCCAUACGCACGUUAGCAGUUCUAUCGCGAGCCAACUAUCUAGCAGCCGCGAGGCUGCGAAUGGCCUGAUAACCGUUAUGCCGAGCCACUAAAACAACGCGCAAGCCUUGUUUGGCCCGGCUAGAUUUGUCGGCUACCGCGCGGGAGAGCACUCGAUGAUACUGCCGACGACGCUGCGCAGUUGUCGCGUGUGCAUGCUGCUUUCGUUUCGUUUUGGGUAGCUAACUAAAUGAUACUCGCAGCGCAUGCUGUUGCGUCUUUCGCGAAAUUUCUGUCUGGUAUAUUGACGGUUCUCGACAAAAUUUCUGCCGUCUGCUACUCUGAUCCGCAUUCAUUGUAUUAUUCGUUUCGUAAUUCGUAAGUUUCCAUUGAAAGCAGCAUUGAUAAUGUUUUCCAGCGUUACUUGUACGUGAAACUGGCGUGUUUACAUACGCAAGGUCUGAGACGACACGAAUUAGCGCCGACGCUCCGUUAGAGCCGAGUUCACACUCGAAUCGUGACCGUUAUAUACCUGCCAGUUGUAGUAACCAAAAUCUCUGGCAAAGAAGAACCGUGAUUAUUUUGUCUUGCGUUGAUGCUAACAUCGCAACCAAUUCGAGCCAAAAGUUUGUUACGCGCCAGCUCGCAAAGAUCUUGUAUUCGAAAAUUACAGGAGAAAAUGCCGAACAUUAAGGUUUUUAGUGGAAGCUCCCACCCAGAGUUAGUGCUGCAAAUUUGUGACAGACUUGGCAUUGAACCUGGAAGAGUAGUGACCAAAAGAUUUAGUAAUUUGGAGACAUGCGUGGAAAUAGGUGAAUCAGUCCGAGGAGAGGAUGUCUACAUUGUGCAAAGUGGAUGUGGAGAAGUAAAUGACAACCUAAUGGAACUGAUGAUUAUGAUUAACGCUUGCAAAAUUGCAUCUGCUUCACGAGUAACGGCUGUCAUUCCCUGUUUUCCCUACGCUAGACAAGACAAAAAGGACAAGAGUCGAGCGCCUAUAUCCGCAAAGUUGAUUGCAAACAUGUUGUCAGUUUCCGGAGCUGACCAUAUCAUCACUAUGGAUUUGCAUGCCAGUCAAAUACAAGCUUUCUUUGAUAUUCCCGUGGAUAACCUGUAUGCUGAACCUGCAGUACUCAAAUGGAUCAAGGAAAAUAUUUCUGAUUGGCGAAACAGUAUUAUUGUUUCUCCAGAUGCCGGUGGAACUAAAAGAGUAACAUCAAUUGCUGACCGGUUAUCAGUUAACUUUGCUCUGAUCCACAAAGAAAGAGCUCGGGCUAAUGAAGUGUGUAGUAUGGUACUAGUAGGGGAUGUUAAAAAUAAAAUUGCCAUACUUGUCGACGAUAUGGCAGAUACUUGUGGAACUAUUUGUCACGCUGCUGACAAACUUUUGCAAGCAGGUGCUACACAGGUUUAUGCUAUAUUGACGCAUGGCGUUUUCAGCGGACCUGCCAUCAACAGGAUCAAUAACGCAGCCUUUGAAGCUGUUGUCGUCACCAAUAGUAUACCACAAAAUCGUCAUACUGAGGACUGUUCGAAAAUUAAGGUCAUUGAUAUUUCAAUUAUGCUAGCAGAAGCAAUAAGAAGAACACACAAUGGAGAAUCGAUUUCAUAUUUGUUUUCAAAUGUGCCAUAUUAAAUAACAUGAAGUUCAACAUUUCGUUCCCGCACUCAAUGAAGUUUUUAUAACUGUCUUAAAAUUGCAUUUCGUAAUCUUUAUUAUUUAUUUAAAACUUGAAGUAACAUAAUAAAUAUUGAUGUGAGUGUGAUAUUAUAAUCCAAACCCGUCUUCCAGAUAUUUUUUUGAUGGAAAUCAUAAAUAUCAUCGUAUAAAAUAUAAAUUUGAAUUCGGAAUCCAAUGACAUUUCAGUAAUAAACAACCAUAAUCCCUUAAA
This is a messenger RNA of Nasonia vitripennis (jewel wasp), 1905 nucleotides long. Its product is annotated as ribose-phosphate pyrophosphokinase 1. Gene Ontology annotation, biological process: ribonucleoside monophosphate biosynthetic process; 5-phosphoribose 1-diphosphate biosynthetic process; purine nucleotide biosynthetic process. Gene Ontology annotation, cellular component: ribose phosphate diphosphokinase complex; cytoplasm. Gene Ontology annotation, molecular function: magnesium ion binding; ribose phosphate diphosphokinase activity. The coding region runs from base 609 to 1649 and encodes 346 amino acids. The transcript has 6 exons. The record is from RefSeq and is a predicted model, not a curated record. Lineage: Eukaryota; Metazoa; Arthropoda; Insecta; Hymenoptera; Pteromalidae.